CAACUUCCUGUUCCGGUCCCGCUGCUGCACGCGCACGGGCGAAAAUGGCGGCCCCACUGUGGCGGCAAUGCCAAAGGUGGAGUAUUGGCAACACCGGGACGAGUUUACUAGAAGCCCAGUGGCACUUUAGAGUCAGACCGGGAUCUGUUUCUGUUGUGUCCAGUGGGCGGGCGAGCUGGAGCUCCUGGUCCGGUGACGAGCCAUUAUUACAACCAAAGCAGAGGGUCAUACAGAGGACUACAUUAUCCGGUACCAGACAUGAACCCCAGCUAUUGUAUGCAUCAUAUUCCUGUAAGAAUGUCCACAGUGAUGCCAAGUUGAAAGACCCCUUCACGCUAGCCCAGAAAGAUUUAGCAAGCUUGUAUGAUGACAUCAAAAAAGAGUUGUUUGUAUCCAAAGAGGAGCUGAAGUCUUUAUGUGACUACUACUUUGAUGGCAAAGGUAAAUCCAUCCGGCCGAUGAUUGUGGUCCUCAUGGCGCGUGCCCUCAACAUCCAUAGCGACAGAGCAGGAGACCUUCUCCCAGGCCAGCGUGCCGUUGCCAUGAUCUCGGAGAUGAUCCACACAGCUAGCCUGGUGCACGAUGACGUCAUCGACGGGUCGGACAAGCGUAGAGGGAAGAGAACCAUCAAUGACGUAUGGGGGGAAAGAAAGGCCAUCUUAGCCGGAGACUUCAUACUGUCGGCCGCGUCCACGGCUCUGGCUCGCAUUGGAAACAUCACCGUGGUCAAAGUGUUGUCACAGGUCAUCGAGGAUCUUGUCAGAGGCGAGUUCAUGCAGCUGGGUUCCAAGGAGAACGAGAACGAGCGCUUCAAACACUACCUGGAGAAAACCUUCAAGAAGACGGCCAGCCUGAUCGCUAACAGUUGCAAAGCAGUGUCCAUUUUAGUCAAUUCGGACCCGGACAUUCAUGAGAUAGCGUACCAGUACGGGAGGAAUGUUGGAAUUGCAUUUCAGCUGGUGGACGAUGUGUUGGACUUCACCACAGGCGCCAGUCAGCUUGGGAAGCCCUCGGCGGCGGACCUCAAGUUGGGCUUAGCUACGGGACCGGUUCUUUUUGCUUGUCAGCAGUUCCCUGAGCUUCACGCAAUGAUUAUGAGACGCUUCAGCUCCAAAGGAGAUGUCGACCGAGCCUGGCAGUACGUCAUCCAGAGUGACGGCGUACAGCAGACAAACUUCCUGGCGCGGCGAUACUGCCAAGAAGCCAUCAGACACAUCAGCAUGCUGCGGCCCUCGGCGGAGCGAGACGCUCUCAUCAGGCUCACUGAGAUGGUGCUCACCAGAGACAAAUGACACCUCUCCUCACCUUCAGGCAGCUAACGCCACCCGAACACUUCCUCUUCCUGCCACACAGGAGCGAGGCCAAAAUGAGUGUGAAGAUGUCACUCAAUGACGUACUGUGACACUUUCUACCUCUAUUAUGUGAGUCGCAAAUUAUGGAGUAUAACACAAGCCAUGUGUACCAAAAAUGUAUGUAAAUAAGUGUGUGUUUAUGGUUAUUUAAAUAGAAUCAAUGUAAUAAUAAUAGCAAGGCACUGAGCUGUGAUGCUGUUGUACUGUACCGUAACCUUAACGUGUCUAAUUCCCGAACCACACUGAAGCUUGUCGUGCACACUUGAAAGGAUCAUGAUGAGAACCCGUUUCGCCAAGUGUCCUGUAACAAUCACAGCCUUAAUAUCAACAAGUACUGCUCAAUAAAACACACUUUUUUUUUUAAAAAACAUCAAACUUAUUACCGUGUAUGUUCAGUUUUAACUCCCAAUCAAUCACCAACAUGGUUGUUGUACAUAGAAUUGUUUAUUAUAAAAGGCUGUACAUUAAAUUUUUUUAAUCAACAUAUUUUACAUACAAAUGAAGGGCAGAGAGAUUUCACUAUCCGAGACACUGAGCCUCGAUUUGUUGUCGGAAGAUGCAUAAAAGCAAACGUGACAACAAAAAAAAAGACGUGAUCUGAGAUGGCAAACACCUGAGUGGGAACAUAAGAGGAUUCAUCAUGGCCGAAGUUGUUUUUUUUUUUAAAUUAGACGUGGAAUGUUUGGGUGCUUUUCACAUAAAUUGUAUGAAAAUAAUGUACUGUACACCAGCUGAUGGUUUGGUGUAUGGUGCUAGUUUGUUAAAGAAUGCUAAUAAAAGCACAAAUUGAUGACCGUUAUAGUUAUUUGGAACAAUAAGCAGACUACAGUACAUCAGUAAAUAAGACGACGGCGUCUUUUAUGGGACGAUAAGCUAGCUGCUACGAAGUAAAAGUAUUGACGGCUUGGGUUUUCAAUACGGUACUGCCAAACCGAGAAUGUUGAGGUGAUACUGCGUUUCCAGAAAACUUUAUACUU
Messenger RNA from Doryrhamphus excisus (bluestripe pipefish), 2329 nucleotides. RefSeq names its product prenyl (decaprenyl) diphosphate synthase, subunit 1 (gene pdss1). The record is from RefSeq and is a predicted model, not a curated record. Gene Ontology annotation, biological process: ubiquinone biosynthetic process; isoprenoid biosynthetic process. Gene Ontology annotation, cellular component: mitochondrion; transferase complex. Gene Ontology annotation, molecular function: prenyltransferase activity. Lineage: Eukaryota; Metazoa; Chordata; Actinopteri; Syngnathiformes; Syngnathidae.